This is a messenger RNA of Kogia breviceps (pygmy sperm whale), 1007 nucleotides long. NCBI's taxonomy places the organism in Eukaryota, Metazoa, Chordata, Mammalia, Artiodactyla, Physeteridae. The record is from RefSeq and is a predicted model, not a curated record.
CUUCCACGUGUGUGUCCCGCGAUGCGCUGGUCCACACGCACCAGCCGCCCGCAGUCCUGCCGCCCCCCCCCCCCGCCUCCCGCGGGCACCCCGCCACCCCUACCCCCGCCUCCCUGCCCUGCGGGGCUCAGCUGCUUGUCCGCGGCUCCCCUCCCGGUGGGGCCCUCCCAGGAGUCCAUUGAGGGGCACGGACUGUGGGGCUCUCCAUAUCCUUCCCACGUGGCCGUGUGAGGAGAAGUGUCGUUUUUUCCUGUUGGAUGCGGGAGCUGCUGGGCUGUGAAGACGCCCAGACAAGUGGAAGAGUGUUUUCUCCUCUGGCCGCCAAGCAGGCACUCUCUGCGUGGAGAGCCGCGUGAGGCCCCGGGAGCUGCGGGAGAUGAAGUUCGGCUGCCUGUCCUUCCGGCAGCCUCAUGCGGGUUUCGUCUUGAACGGGGUGAAGACCCUGGAGACGCGGUGGCGGCCCGUGCUGAGCGGCCAGCGGCACCGCACCCUGGCCGUGCACAUCGCGCACAGGGACUGGGAGGACGCGGCCUGGAGGGAGCUGCUGGCCGAGAGGCUGGGGCUGAGCCCCGAGCAGAUCCAGGCCUUGCUGCGGGACGGGGAGAAGUUCGGCCGCGGAGUGAUAGCCGGGCUGGUCGACAUUGGGGACACUUUCCCGUGCCCAGAAAUCCUAGGCCCCAGCGAGGUCGCGGAGCUGGAGAAUCGAGCCCUGCUGCCCAACCUGCGGCACAAGUACCUGACUGCGCUCGCCAACCCCCGCUGGCUGCUGCAGCCCGUCCCCGGGAGAGGCGGGAAGGACGUCUUCCAGGGGCCUGCGAGCCCAGGGAUCGCAGUUGUACUUGCCCGGUUCGCAGACGACACACGUGCGAUCCGAGGAGCCCCCUGCUCCUCACCCACCUCAGGGACCCUGUUUGUGGACGUGACUAAACGGGCCGCCAGCAGGAGGCAGAAACACCUCUAGUACAGACACACCUCCAAGUCAUAAGCUGAGGAAACCGUGGGGCUGG